AUAUACCGUUUGACCUUUGUCACCAUGGAUCUUCUUAAAUACUUUUAUUACCUUAGACUGUACUAUCAGAUUAAGUCAUGGUAUAGAAACGAAAAUAACAGUCAGCAUCACAAGAAGGGGAUAGUUUAUGGCCGCAGAGGCAACAAGCUGGACUAUUACUAUGCUCCUAGAAGAAAUAAAUACAGGAAUGGGCUUCCCCCUCUGGUGGUGUUUGUCUACGGCGGUGCAUGGAGCACUGGACACAGAUCCACUUACUGUUUACUGGCGAGACAGAUGGCUGAAAACAUGAAUGUGGCUGUUGUUUGUCCUGAUUACUCCACUUAUCCAAAGGGGAAUGUUCUAAUGAUGGUCCAAGAUGUUGUUGACUGUUUGGUUUGGGCCCAAGUGAAUGCGCCGACAUUUGUCUUUAACAAAGAUCAGAUUGUUUUAGUUGGCCAUUCAGCGGGUGCUCAUUUGGCAACCCUGGCCACCCUACUUCUUCUUGAUACACGAGAGGAGCUGCUGAUAGAGCCAAAGCUACAGCAGGAGAUUCUACAUUCAUUAAGGGGAGUUAUUGGGAUGAGUGGCGUCUACAGCAUCAUGGACCAUUAUAAACAUGAGCAGAGGAGAGGAAUUGAAUUUAUUUCUUGCAUGUCAAGAGCCAUGAAUGGGGAGGAAAACUUUCCCCCGUACUCACCUAUGCACAUAGUAAAGAACAUUAGCGCUGACAAGCUGAGGAGAGCGCCCCGGUUCGUUUUGCUUCACGGGGGUUGUGACAUCGUCGUUCCGGCCGACUCUUCCACAAAGUUCUAUAAGCUCCUCUCCUCUCUCUCUGUAAAGACAGGACAAUUCUCGUCCAUGAUGUCAUCCCGCAGCAUCUCCCAAUCUCCUAGUGGACAUAUUGAUCCACUUAUGCACUUCAGAAUUUGAGACGAAAACGAAAG
Messenger RNA from Cyprinodon variegatus (sheepshead minnow), 923 nucleotides. RefSeq names its product probable isoprenylcysteine alpha-carbonyl methylesterase ICMEL2. Lineage: Eukaryota; Metazoa; Chordata; Actinopteri; Cyprinodontiformes; Cyprinodontidae. The coding region runs from base 25 to 909 and encodes 294 amino acids. The record is from RefSeq and is a predicted model, not a curated record. The transcript is spliced from 7 exons.